Messenger RNA from Daphnia carinata, 4025 nucleotides. RefSeq lists its product as uncharacterized. Gene Ontology annotation, molecular function: protein binding. The transcript is spliced from 11 exons. NCBI's taxonomy places the organism in Eukaryota, Metazoa, Arthropoda, Branchiopoda, Diplostraca, Daphniidae. The record is from RefSeq and is a predicted model, not a curated record. Bases 208 to 3519 code for a protein of 1103 amino acids.
AAUAGCUGAUGGGCUUUUGAUUACUCACGAUCUUUCAUCGAUGAUUACCCAUCAUGAAAGUUUCCACCAUUUUUGAAUGCAUGUGGAUUCAAUGUCUGACUGUGUGAAUUGUGAAUGACAACGAGUUACGCACGGAAAUUUUAUUAUCAAGUGAAACUUUAUCGGGCUAUUGUUUCUCAAAAUAAUUAAAUAAAAAGAAAAGGCGAUAUGGCUGCCAGUGGCAAAACGGGUUCGGCCCUUGCUUCGACUGGCAAGAUCGUCAAACCGGGUCAAACUCGUCCAACCAGUGUCACCUCGCAAUCUUCUAGAAGGGCGCAGACGACGCUGACGUCAGCGUCGCGACGUAAUGGCGCAUCAGCACCCGUACUGCAAUCGCGGAAGUCCAGCCUAGUGUCUACCACCUCAACUACAUCCGUCAACAGCAGUAGUCAGCAGAGAGGCUUGAAACUUCGUCCUCACAAUCAAUCCGUCUUGCCUGUUCUUUGUGUCUACUCGGACCAAAAUCAGCUGGUUCGCAAGGAACAAUUUCGCGCCCCAGCUCCUGCUUCAAAUCAAGCCAAAGUUCAAACCAGGCACAACAACGAGAACGUCCAAGCUCCCCGCUCAUCCGUCCCCAGCAACUCAUCCGGUAGCCAGAUUCCGGUAGCAACGCAGGCCAGGGCCAUUCAUAUGAAAUCGACGAUUUCAUCGACUGCUCGUGUGGGCAACGCCAACAACAACAGCAUCAGUAAUAAUGGGGCCAAACGCUCCAAAAUGACCGUUCCGCGUUCCAAUACAAUGAAGGUCCCGCAGCCCGUUGCAGCGCCGCCGUCAAACAAUAAAAGCAAAGGAAUUGAGAAAGUGAAUCGACGCCGGAAUGAGAAGAGCGUUCCGCCGCUUCAAUCCCGUAAAGCGGAAAUGACAAGUGGCGUCUCCUCUUCCUCUGUUGGACCGAACCAAAACAAACCGACGGCCAAUCCCCAGCUUCCUGGCUUGUCGGGCGCCCGUCCAACUACCACUAGCAGUAGUACUAGUAGUAUUGCCGACGGGUCGGUGCGUGGUUCAGUUGCCGCUCAGCCUGCCUGUCGAGUGGAGUCGACCAACAACGUGCUCCCGUUGGCUCAGCGUCCUUCAACCGUUACUUCUCUACCUUGCAACGCUAGCAAGAAAGUGACAAGCGCACGGAACCAUUCCAAACCGGCUCGCAUCUCCACAAGCUGCGUUUUUGCUCCGCCUCGUCCCUUUCACUCGUCCGUUCGUGCGCUGGUGGCAGAUAACCCCGACCCCAAACUCGACGAGUCUCAAGGAUCGCCAGCCGUCGUCGCCAACCAUCAUGGCCCGCUACUUGUGGAUGGCGCCGUCGCUGCCGGACUAGCCGACGCCACCGAUACGUCUUCAGUCUGUGACAGAGACACUAAUUACGUCGUGUUUGACUAUCCUGAAGCUUUGAAGGAACCGGAUCAUUACAGUCAAGUGGUUGUGGGCGAACGAGAAGAAGAGGUUAAAGAGUCACCGCUGUUAAAUCAACAAGAUCACGACGUCAUGGGCACUUACCCGGAUACAGUCGGAUACAGUUCCGAAAAAUCGACCGAUGACGCCAGCUCUGCUGCUGACGUUCCACAGCAACACGCGAAAGAAGAUGAUCUCCUCGAUGACUUCUUUAAAUUUGUUUCCAACGAAAACCUGAGAAAAGUGACGGUUGUGAAGACAGUUCAAGGCCUGGGUCUGAGCGUGACUGGAGGCGUCGCCUCCUCUGCAAUAGGCACAGCGGGAUUUUCACCGCCAUCGACGCUCGACGCAGCCUUUGUCGCAUGUUCCUGGCCAGGAUUGAUUCGUAUCAAAAAGAUCUUUCUCCACGGAGCCGCCUGGCAAACGGGUCAGCUGGCUGUCGGUGAUGUUUUGUUGGCCGCCAAUGGGCAGCCGCUUACCGGCUGCACCAACUAUGAAGCCUUGGAGGUGUUGCGCUGUUCGCCGCGUGAGACUCACCUUUUGGUGUGUCGCAUCCCGUCUGAAACGGCAGAGAAGAUGGGCAUUCACCCUCCCGAGACGCCCACAGCCUCAUACUCUAGUCAUACUAACUGGCUCUCACCUGUGUUGACUCUCAGCACGCUAGGCGAAUUUGAAAUUAGCAUGACCAAAGUGAAUGGCAGCUUGGGCUUUACUUUGCGGAAAGAAGAUGAAAGCAUUUUGGGACAUUAUGUUCGCUCGCUGGUGAAAGAACCUGCCAUUUCUGACGGGCGUAUCAGUCCAGGAGAUAAGAUUAUCAGCGUGAAUGGAGUAAACAUGUCGGAAAUGAGCCACGCUGAAGCGGUUGCGUUUCUACGUCGAUGCCCGGACUCGGUCACGAUACGGCUGUUCCGUGACUCGGCCGUUACGCCGCUUUCACCAUUAUCGCCAACCGAGCCAGAAUCGGGAUUGAACCGACCUCGCCCACUCCUCAGACAAGAAGCGCAAGACUUGCUUCACGAUUUAGCAGUGCGCAAGCAAGGUGGUUCACGAGGUGGUUCACCAGCUCCGGCUCUAUCUGGCUCUCCUUGCUCACCCCGUCGUCGUCGACUGACAAAAACACCAAGCCCCGAUUUAGCAACGGUCGUCAAAGAUAGAUUCGGAUCGCCAUCUUCUCAUAAAGACAGUUGCUGCAGUCUCCCUCCCAAUUUCACAACGUCGCCGCCUAUGAGCCCUCUACCUGAAAUGGACAUGGAACGCGAUGCUAUGGCUAAUAGUCUAGAUCUCACGGAUUCAAAUUCAGCAUCGUUCCACACCCCUUCAGGAACGACCAGAGCGUCGCGACCGGAUUUUCUCGACCUCAGCAAUUCGCUGGUGAAGAAGCAACGAUUCAUGUUCACGCCACCCAACGAUCAUCCACCGUCGGGUUUCGAAGAACGUCAAGCGGGUGAUGGGCAACCCGAACCGCCAGUUCUCGACCAGGUCGAACUGGAGAUCUCAGAGUACCUCACCCCGAAUCGAAUGGCCGAUUCGAUCCUUGACAAUUGCUCUAGAAAGAGCUUCAGUGGAUCGUUUUGUAUACGAGACGAUUCAGUAACUGACCAUCCGGCCAUGGGCAGUGUAUUGGAGGAGACAAUGGAUGAAGAAUUUGUCUCUUUCCAAUCGAAUUCGACAAUGGAGCGGUACGCACCGCAGGGGCUGUCUGAUCACGAUCUCAGUAACCGCUUCCCUCUUUGCGACAACUCCGGAGCCAAUCGUGGAAAAGACGGUCUGGUGAAAUGGAAAGGCAUCGUUCUUACGCCGGACGAAGAAUAUGCCGAAGAAGCUCAUCUGGGAUUGAUCCAAACGAUUGAACUUAACAAGGGAUGGAACAGUCGUUUGGGAUUUAGCGUAGGUCACGAUAAUGACGGGCAACUUGUAAUCAGCGCUAUUUACGAUGAAAGUGUUGCAGCUAAAGACGGUCGAUUGAAAGUUGGAGAUCACGUCUUACGGGUCAAUGGCGAGAAACUUGAAGGUUGUCCGAAAGAUUACGUUAUCGAUAUUCUGCGUAAAACGAGAGGUCCAGUUGCUAUUACCGUCCGCAAAAUUGCUUAAGAGACGAUUCUUCUUUUCUCAAAUGUCCCUCUCGUCUUCAUAUUUCGUUCUCUUUUGUCCCGUCCGCGUGCCAAUUUACCUACCAAAUACUGUCUGGAAAAAAAAAUAAGCAAUGUACUAAUCAUGCAAAUGAUAGAUCUUAUACCGGCAUCCAACUCUUUUUCGUGUGUAAAGCCAACCCUUCUCUUCUCGUUUUACCAAAUAGCCUCCAAGGUUUGUCGCACACUUAAUUUAGUGCCAUUACAUAAUCCCUGAUAAAUAGUCCUUAGCGCCGUAAGCGUAUCGGCUGUGGCCUUAAAGAGUGUAUAUGGUUUGUGUGCCUGUACAAAGCAGUUACUAACUUAAUGUAAUGAUCACAAGAUGUCGAACCGGUUUUAAUAAAAGUUUUCUACGAACAUUUUACUUAAGUGUUGUGCAUAGUCAUCCUUUCUGCUCCCUUCGCUUUUUAUGACGAAAUUUAUUAUAUAUUUCUUGUUGAACGAAAUAAAAUGUUUAGUUGAAGAUCA